AUGGACCCACUGAAGAUUGGCAUCAUAAUAGUGAGUGACCGGGCGGCGGCAGGCAGCUCAGCCGACCUGACUGGGCCCCGGCUCAGCGCGCUGCUCGAGGGCGGCGAACUCUUCGUGGCCAAGCUCGUCCAGCGGAUGGUGGUGGCUGAUGAGCGCGCCGACAUACAGGCGGCCGUGACCGGGCUCUCGGACCGCUGUGACGUGCUGCUGACCUCGGGCGGCACGGGGUUUGCGGCGCGGGACGUGACGCCCGAGGCUUCACCCCCGCUGGCCAUGCUGUCGCGGCCGGUGGCCGGGGUGCGCGGCCGGUGUGUGGUGGUCACGCUGCCGGGCAGCCCCAAAGCGGCCGAGGAGUGCGUCCGGCUGCUGGCGCCCGGCCUGCCGCACGCCGUCGACCUGCUGCGGGACCGACGGACGCGCGUGGAGCAUGUGCACCUGCAGCUGCAGAGCGAUACCGUGCCCCAGCGGGCCACGCCGACCGCCGGCGGAGAUGAGCACUACUGUCAGCACCAGCACCAGCACCAGCACCAGGCCGGCUCCACGGUACGACGUGGACCCAUCUCAGGUGUCGCGCCGGCACCGCCGCUCGCCGUACCCACCAUCCCCGUGGCCAGGGCGCAGGAGGUCGUGAUGGACGCCGUGGCUGGCUACGAGCGCGCCGUCGAGACGCUCAACAUCACUGCCGCGCAGGACCGCGUGCUGGCAGAGGACAUCGUGGCUAAGGUGCCACUGCCACCUUUCCCGGCCUCGGUGAAGGAUGGCUACGCCGUCUGCUCGGCAGAUGGUGUUGGCGUCAGACAUGUGCUGGGUGCCUCCAACGCUGGGUGA
Pollicipes pollicipes is the source of this 828-nucleotide messenger RNA. RefSeq names its product gephyrin-like. The record is from RefSeq and is a predicted model, not a curated record. Gene Ontology annotation, biological process: molybdopterin cofactor biosynthetic process. NCBI's taxonomy places the organism in Eukaryota, Metazoa, Arthropoda, Thecostraca, Pollicipedomorpha, Pollicipedidae. Bases 1 to 828 code for a protein of 275 amino acids. The transcript has 8 exons.